UGUCGGCACUACGAAAGCAUUUCGUGAUUUCCGUCCCAAAAGAUAAGGGAUCCGGCAUCGUCCCGAUUUCGUUUCCCGUCUGCGAACUACCACCCAACAAACUCCGCUCUUGUUCUUCUUAAUCUUGAUCACCUCCCCUCUCCUGUCCUGCUACACACAACAGACUUCGAAUCGACUCCCGCCGCCUGUUCUUCAUGUUCCAUGCUAUUGGCUUCGUCCGUAUAGCUAUGAACUCUGCGCCUCCGAUAGUGCAUUGAACCAAUCAUACCUGCCACAUAUUGACUCCAUCACGAGGCGAAGACUCCAAAUCGUUGCCGCCAUCGCUUCCGAAUGCCGAUUAUCGCCGUUGCCAGCCACCGAACGAUUGAUUGUGCUCCGCCCUCCUCCCUGGACAUCAAAGCAUGAUACUUGGAGAGGCCGGAUCUCUUCUUUGACUCCGGGCCUACGGCAAACAUGACGAAUCAACGGGAGAGACAGCUGCAUCGCGCGCGCCUGGUUGCCAGCGUCGCAGCUACCGUCAUCUCUCUGGCCUGCGGUACCAACUACGUCUAUUCAGCAUGGGCACCUCAAUUCGCUGAGCGAUUGAAGCUUUCCUCGACCGAAACGAACGUCAUUGGUCUCUCCGCCAAUUUGGGGAUGUAUUCAUUAGGCGUCCCCGUCGGCAUGCUCGUUGACCACAAAGGACCUCGCUCUGCAGUCAUUUUCGGCUCUGUCUUGCUCGCCGUUGGAUACUUCCCUUUCCACAUCGCUUACGACCGUGCCGCUGCUCCCGUGCCGCUUCUAUGCUUUUUUUCCUAUUUGACCGGCCUCGGCGGCUGUCUGGCCUUCGCGGCGGCCGUCAAGACGUCUGCCUUGAACUGGCCACACCAUCGGGGCACCGCAACGGCAUUUCCCCUGGCUGCUUUUGGUCUGAGUGCCUUCUUUUUCUCGACCUUUGGAACCAUAUUUUUCCCAGGCAACACGAGUGCCUUUUUGGCUCUGCUCUCCUUUGGAACUUGCGGCCUGACCUUCCUCGGUUUCUUUUUCCUGCGCGUCUGGCCACAUUCCAGCUACCACAGCGUUCCCGCCAGCGAUGGUUUAUCUGGCUCACAACAUCUUCGCCGUACGUCCUCGGAAGAGGUCAAGCCUAAUCUCUCUGGCCAUGGACGUCGUACUGCCUUGACUGAACCUGGUACGUCGCUUAAAGUUGCCAACAACACUACUACCACUACCACAAUCAACUCCACCAUCGACCACGAGCUGGUUCAUUCAGAAAGCGAACCGUCCGCACCGUCUCGCGAGGCUGAUGAGGCGCAAAUCGAAAACAUCGAUGCCGAUGAUUAUGAGCCCGACGAGACGUCCUCGCUGGUGUCGAGCUCCUCCUCUAUGCCUGGUGAUGUUUUUGUACAGAGUAGUGUUGAUCUGGAUCGUUCUCAUCGAGUAGAUAUUCGUGGUUGGGCACUUCUGUGUGAGGUCGAUUUUUGGCAGUUGUUUAUCAUCAUGGGAAUCCUCACCGGUAUUGGUCUGAUGACUAUCAACAACAUUGGAAACGACGUCAAAGCACUUUGGCGUCACUGGGACGAGUCAGUAGAUGAGGCAUACCUCAUCACCAAGCAACAGAUGCAUGUAUCCAUACUAUCCGUUUGUAGUUUUGCCGGCAGACUCCUCAGCGGUGUUGGUUCCGACUUCAUCGUCAAGGUACUCCACGGCAGUCGAGUCUGGUGCCUAGUAGCGUCCAGUGUUGUCUUCUUCGUCGCUCAAAUUCUGGCUCUCCACGUCAUCAACCCUCAUUUACUUGGAUUGGUUUCCGGGCUUUCUGGCAUCGCCUACGGCUUCCUUUUCGGAGUGUUCCCCUCCAUCGUUGCCGAAACUUUUGGAAUUCACGGGCUCAGCCAAAACUGGGGUCUGAUGACGCUCUCGCCUGUCGUCUCCGGCAAUGUGUUCAACAUUUUCUACGGAAAGAUCUACGACAAGCAUAGCAUUCUCGGACCCGAUGGCGAACGUGUUUGCCACGACGGGCUCGAAUGCUACCGUGCAGCAUACCUCAUGACGCUUGGAGCAUGCUCCGUUGGUCUACUGCUCACGCUCUGGGUUAUCCGUCACCAGCGAGUCAAAUGGGCCAAGGAAGAAAAGAGCAAGGCCGAACAGCAUGACUGAAGUGUACUUAUCUGGUGCAGGUAUCGCUAACGUGGACAUCACAAAGAUGGAGGAUAUGAUGCUUCCCGACUUUCCGCGAGGUUCCAACACCUACCUGUCUUGCUCUAUAAAACAAAACCCCCUUUCAUCGAGGACGGGAGUUGGAGCGGGAUGCUAUUGUAGGGCACUUGACAAUGCAACAGCCGUGGGCAAGGGAUAGAUGGAGGAAAGGCGUUUUUAGGCUGUUUUGCUGGCACGCGUUGGUGUACCGUUCACUACCUAGAAAGGCCGACAGGAGUUAUUGUGAAUCUUUGCUACGGGACUCUCUGCAAGCUUCUGCUGUAUUAUGACUCCCAAGGUGCUGCCGAUAUGAGCGAGGCGUCAGACGAAUCCAAUCAAAUAGAACGGAGCCAAAACGUAAAGCACAUACAUAACAAACCAAGGAAGGUCACAAGCAGAUAUUGGGGGUUCAACUAGGGCAGCAGAACCGAACUUAGAUUUAGCAAAUCACAUUCGUUCUGAGCAGCAACCGCCGCCAUCGACAGCUUCCGCGCGCUUCUUUGGGCCGACCAUCGCUUCCUCCUCGUCGUCCUCUUCUUCUUCUCCCCCCCCCCCCCCCCCCCCCACUUCGUUCC
Molecule: messenger RNA, 2750 nt
Organism: Colletotrichum destructivum
Lineage: Eukaryota; Fungi; Ascomycota; Sordariomycetes; Glomerellales; Glomerellaceae
Product: Putative major facilitator superfamily, MFS transporter superfamily
Exons: 4
Coding region: 454-2136 (560 amino acids)
Biological process (GO): transmembrane transport
Cellular component (GO): fungal-type vacuole membrane
Molecular function (GO): transmembrane transporter activity
Source: RefSeq, a predicted model, not a curated record